AUAUUUUGGACAGUAGAGCUGGACUUGUGGAUCACUCAGAAAUCCCAGUUCGGUUUGUUCUGCUGUCAGUUACUUAUCCAUGGAAUACUCUGCGGCAAUUCUCCCACUCUCUCAGCUCCCUUCUUUAUUCCCACUAAAACCCAACAGAAGCAAAUUACCUUGCAAUCGUUCUUGCCUAUCCAAUUCUAAACCAAGAGCCUCUCGUCCCCCUCGCAUGCACUGCCACAAGAUGUACGUCCCUGGAUUUGGAGAACCCUCGCCGGAAGCAAAGGCGGCCAACAACCUCCACAGUUUCUUCACUUAUGUUGCAGUUAGGAUUGUCUGCGCUCAGCUUGAGAGUUACAACACGGAGGCAUACGAAGAGCUGAUGGAAUUUCUGAGCAGGAACUCGUUGAAUGAUGGAGACCAAUUCUGUGCCAAUCUGACGAGAGAAUCUUCCGGGCAUAAGGGUCUAGGUAAAAGGCCAUUUGUUGUCCAGGUUCGAUCUGCAUACUGUAAAAAUGAUUUCGAGUGGGACAACUUGCAGCGAUUAGCUUUCAAGAUGGUGGAUGAAUCCAAUACGAGGCUCAUGAGAGAUAAUGUCCGAGAAAUAAGUCACGUGGAAGGUGAUCAGGAAAAGUGAGAAUUGAUAUGAUCGAAUCACCACAUAAAGAUGAAGCAGGUUUCCGACGUAGGACUCUAUUCUGUACAUGUUUCAACUGUUACCGCAACGUCUGGUUUAAUUUGUUUUGUUACCAAUGUACGGUAGAAAAUAUGAGUUUUAUUAUUUUGUUAAUAUUUAGCACGUGAAUAGUUUAUUCUGAAUUGAAAGAGUGAGUGUCCAUCUUGCUAUACUAAAGACUCUUUUACAUUAUCUCUUGGAGAUGAAUUAUUUGAGUUUAGCUC
This is a messenger RNA of Pyrus x bretschneideri (Chinese white pear), 885 nucleotides long. Its product is annotated as chaperonin-like RBCX protein 1, chloroplastic. The coding region runs from base 80 to 622 and encodes 180 amino acids. Gene Ontology annotation, molecular function: protein folding chaperone. The transcript is spliced from 5 exons. Lineage: Eukaryota; Viridiplantae; Streptophyta; Magnoliopsida; Rosales; Rosaceae. Gene Ontology annotation, biological process: ribulose bisphosphate carboxylase complex assembly. The record is from RefSeq and is a predicted model, not a curated record.